UUUUUUUUGUAGCUGCUGCCCACUCGCAUUCUAAUAAACAUACUAAAAACCCAUAAAGGAUUAUCUACGAUUGGCAUUCUAAUCAACUGCAAACCAAUGUGGAAUUUUAUCCAGUUAACCCAUAACUCUUCAAUGCCAUAAUCCCCAAUAAAUACCAGCAGUUCCCGGAGUAGCAGAAGUAGUAGUUACAUCAACACCGUUUUGCUGCUACUCAGAGAUAAUAACGAGAGAGAAAAGAAAAAUAAGAAAUACACUCGCACACACAACUAUAUUUGUGUGUGUUUAACAAAAAAUAACAACAACACCAACAGCAUUAAAAUGCCCUCAACAUUGAAAGCAAUCGAUGUUGGGUCCUCCUCCAUCUCACCAUCGACCACAUCAACGGUGGCCUCAGCAGCCAGGGUAGCAUUGUCAAAGGCAUAUCACUACAAUAAUACGAUACUGCUGCCCUCUCUCGAGGAAAGGCUACACAGUCCGCCAACAGGAGCAGCAGCAUCAGCAUCGACAUCAUCUUCAUCCUCAACAUCAUCUUUAUUGGGUUCUGAAAUCAAUAGCUCUACUGGUUUAACCUCUAUAUCGCAUGUAGCUUCCGUAGUAGUUUCGAAUUUCCUGCCUUUAACGUCAGCAUCCUUGUCCUCCGGUGGUGGCACGGCUGACACAAGGUCUGUCGAUGACACAACAUACUCUGCCAACUCCUACAUAUCAGCGUCAGAACUAACAGCCACCAGUGAUAGCAUAUUGUCGUCAUCUUCAUCGGCGGCGGCAGCGGCGGCGUCAGCAUCACUGUCAUCCGCAUCAUCCUCCAUUCUAUCUGCAUCCUCGGAAUUCUAUCCCUCCUACAGUCCGCCCGUCGUCGAGAGUCUAGUGGCCAGCUCUGCCGAGGAUUUCAGCAAUAAUUUUCGGGAUCUAUCAUUCGAUAUUUUCGAUGACAAUGACAACGAUUUGUUCGGCUCGCCAAUGCCAUUCGAUGCCAGUGAAAAUGGUCUGUGGAAUGGCCGUUUUGUGCCACCACCGCCACGGCCACCGUUCUUCGUUGAUGAACCCGUAUUGAGUGAUGGCUUGACAACAUGUGAUUUGUGCUCUUGGGCAAUGCCAACAAAAAGUACAUUUAUAUUUGAAGGCACAAUGGAAAAAGCAUCGGAGUUAGGCUGGCCCCUAACUUUAACAAUUGUUUCAAUAUUAUCAGCCAUUUUAGGAGCCAUUAUUAUGAUUGCAGUUGUAAAAUGUAGAAGAAAAAAGACAUCGCAUCAGCGCAGCGACACGCAUGUCCAGUGGUGGUCACGCAACAAACGGCCAAACGGCAACAACAAUCAUCUACGAAGAAGCAACAUUUACACUGCCCACCCAGUGGAUAGCAUAAGAGGCCUGCAACAGCCCAGCUCCUUGUCAGCCUCAUCAUCAAUGACAGCCAUGACCACGGCAAUGACAGUGGCGGCGGCGGCGGCACCACCAAACUCGGCAGCAACAUUGCCCUUCUAUCAUCAUGCAGCCGGCCAACAGCAUGGCCAUACCUUACAUCAGCUGCCGCACUCACACUCGCAACACAGCCACCUCGCGCACCACCACCACCACCCCCACCAGCAGCAACAACAAGGGCAGCAAUAUCUUGACCAGGAACAACAUUACUUUGAACAUGAACAUGAAUAUCAUCAGCCGCAAGAGUUACAAUUGCAGCUGCAUCCAGCUAAUGCAACAGCAGCCACAACAACAACGGCAACAUUGGCUCACCCGCCUUCAUAUCAUUCGCAUGGGCCCCAACAACAACAUUUGCAUCAGCAUCAACACAGCGGUGCGUCCAUGUCCUCGACAUCCACAUCGUCCAUGCCUUCGCUGUCAUGUAUGCCACUGCAACGGCAAUUACCCGAGCGAGACCAGCAACCCAUACAUUUCAAAUCGGGCAGUCAAGCGCCGCAACAUGUUCUGCAUAUGCAGCAACAUGAACAACAACAACAGCACCAGCAAUCAGAACAGUCACCCGAUUUACAUCAUGACAAUCUGUUCCACUGGCCUACUGCGACAUCGCUCGUGACCAGCUGAAAUGAGGAGGCUGCCAAUGAUGCAGCUACAUGACAACAGCAACAACAACAACAACAGCAUCACCACCACCACCACAGUCACAGCCAUCAUCGCAAGCAACAGCUGUACCGUUUGCCCAAACAAAAGCACCACCACAAACAACACAAAACUCUUCUAAAAGAUUAUAAUGGCAUUCAUGGACGCCGAGAUUUCCCCGGCGAUAUUGGCAAUGAAGCUGUGGCCGUCAUUGCUGCCGCUGCAAGUGAUUUUAAAUGGGCACGAGCCAAAAACUGGCAAACUCUAAAUAAUGACUGGAUUUGGCAGUGAAAUUUUCAACGGAUGAAAAAUUCAUCCCAUACCCCGACCCAUGCAUCCAUACCCCGACCCUUCCCGCUUAAUGGUAUGUCAUCAUAAAAUAGUUGUCUAGCUUGCCAUUUUAAAAACCAAAAACAAAAAACACGAUACUUUCAAACAAAUUCAAAUUUAUUAUGAUUACAUGACAGAUAUAAAUACAUACAUAGCUACAUACAUUUUUUGGAUACUGGCAUCAGGAGCUAGUAGGUGCUAGGCUAGAGACAAAACUGGCAAACAAUUGAACAGCAAACAAAACGUGGCAAAAUGACACUAAAAAAAACUCCGGCCAACUAACGACAGGUGUUAUAAUUUAUAGGCUUAAUACUU
This is a messenger RNA of Musca domestica (house fly), 2697 nucleotides long. Its product is annotated as lateral signaling target protein 2 homolog. The record is from RefSeq and is a predicted model, not a curated record. The transcript is spliced from 6 exons. NCBI's taxonomy places the organism in Eukaryota, Metazoa, Arthropoda, Insecta, Diptera, Muscidae. Bases 319 to 2037 code for a protein of 572 amino acids.